Molecule: messenger RNA, 375 nt
Organism: Kwoniella shivajii
Lineage: Eukaryota; Fungi; Basidiomycota; Tremellomycetes; Tremellales; Cryptococcaceae
Exons: 1
Coding region: 1-375 (124 amino acids)
Source: RefSeq, a predicted model, not a curated record
AUGGUCGAUAGCACAAAUUUGUUCCCCGAGUGCGAGAGUGAUCUAGCGGUGUGGAAACCUCCCAAAGACUGUUAUGAAGAAGCUAAAGAAAGACUUGGUGGAAUAUAUGGACAGACGGAAGAGCUUGAGCCUGAUGAUAUUAAGGGUACUUCAGUCAUGACUGUUACCAAGAAAAUCAAUGAAGAAGCAGAUCAUGAAAAUCAGUGGUCAUUUACACUCAACUCUUGGAGCCAGCAAUAUCGAUCUAAACCUAAAGAUAGCUUUGAGGUUAAUUCCGAUGACGAUGAAGUCAUAGUGAUUGAUACGGAGUCAGAUGGACAGAGCACAGCUAUGGUAAUGAGUAUCAGAUCGGGCCGCCCAGAGCUUAGGACUUAA